AUUAUUUUCCCAUCACUAAAGCCAUAUGUACAAAAAAGCAGAAAUGCAACUUAUUGUCUGCAUAAUUAUAUUUCUAAGAAUCACGCCGACAUUCACGGGUUAUUUAUUAUUUUAUUUACUGCGUUAGCUGGAUACAAUAUUAUUUAAUGAUUAUUUAAUGUGUUUUCAUCCCCUUCGCUGAGCUUCGCCACUGUCUUGCCAGUGUUGUAAAACACCUAGAACUUAUCAGCUGUUUGCUUGCGUUAACUUUUUCACGCGACGCAAAAGCGCAUAAGUUUUCCUAAAUACAUUUUGGUUGAUUUUCAAAAAAUCACAUCACUAUGGACGCUUUUGACGGUUUUGACGCUCUACUAAUUGCAAGUGUUAAGCAAAACGUUUCAAUAUACGAGAAAUAUCACACUAAAUAUGAAAGAAAGCUGGCGUGGGUUGCAGUGGCCCAAGCAUGCCAGAAAUCAGUUGAAACCUGUCAAGUUAGAUGGAAGACCCUACGAGAUCGUUAUGUGAGGGAAUUGCCAAGGCCCGCUGGCAAAAGGAUCAAUAUUCUUAGGUUUGAAGAGCUCGAUUUCCUCAGGGAGCACAUACGAACCAAAAGGAAUCUGAAAGAACUGUGCAACUGUGCAUUAAACACAAAUACAACGUUUGUGCCGGGUGAAAACGAGGAAAGCAAGUCGGCGGAUGAACCAGCCCUUAAACGCAACUGCACCACUGAAUUUCAGCCGGAUGAGUUUAUAUUUUAUAAUGGCGAUGAGGCUGAGUAUCUCAGUGAGACGGAUAACUCCAGUGCGGAGUUUAUAUCAGAGGAUUCAGCGUGCAAUAUAAGCAGCGAGCUGCCAUACGAAACGAAAGCCAGUGUGACUGGCGAAGGACUGAGUCAAACUCAAGCCCAGUUCAUGAACGUAGUGAAUCUCAUCGAGAGUGCGUUGAAGGACAAGCCGGCGGAGCCCCAAGAUCCCUUCUACAAGUAUCUGGAGAGCAUAUUGGCUGGCGUGGACGAAGGCACUCGAAGAGAUAUACAGCUGAAAGUGCUCAACUUUGUCAGUGACGAAAUCAAGCGAAGUAGACGAACGUAGUAUAAUAGAAAUGAUACCAAAGUAAUUGUAUAUAUGUGU
Drosophila santomea is the source of this 1109-nucleotide messenger RNA. RefSeq lists its product as uncharacterized. The record is from RefSeq and is a predicted model, not a curated record. The transcript has 3 exons. The coding region runs from base 321 to 1070 and encodes 249 amino acids. Gene Ontology annotation, cellular component: transcription regulator complex; nucleus. NCBI's taxonomy places the organism in Eukaryota, Metazoa, Arthropoda, Insecta, Diptera, Drosophilidae. Gene Ontology annotation, biological process: regulation of transcription by RNA polymerase II.